AAUUGGAUCAUUUGUUUUUUGGCUAUCGAUCAGAUCGAAAGUUUUUUGUUUUUCAUAAAAGAAAAGUUAAAUUGAGAACAACAAAUAAUAAUAAAAUGGUGUCAUUACGAGUACAGAAUCUAAAAGUUCGUCAAUUUAUGGCCGAAUUUUUUGGCACCAUGAUUCUUGUGUGUUUAGGAUGUUCAGCCAAUGCAACCAUUCGAUUCAAUACGAUUGAUAAUCCAACCGGAAACAAUGGAAUAUCCAUGAUUAUUACACCUAUGGCAUGGAGUUUAGCAUUAACAGUAGCAAUUUAUGUAUCAGGUGGUAUAAGUGGUGGUCAUUUAAAUCCAGCCAUCACUUUAGGUUUAGCAUCAAUUGGUAAAUUUAAUUGGUCAAAUGUUAUUAGAUAUUUUUGUGCACAAUAUUUUGGUGCAUUCAUUGGUUCAACAUUAACAUUUAUUGUUUAUCGUGAAAGUUUUUUCAAUGAAAAAUUUGUCAAUUCAACAAUCGGUGUUUUUGGUACGGAAAUGAUUCCGGAAAUAACCACUGGUACAGCAUUGGUUGAUCAAAUUGUUGCUACUGCUUUUUUUCUUCUUAUUAUUUGUGCUAUUAUUGAUGAGAAAAAUAUGGCCGUACCUAAAGCAUUUCUACCAAUUGCAAUCGGUUUUGCUAAUCUUGGCGUAAUACUUUUUUCAUUUGGUUAUAAUUGUGGUGGUCCAUUGAAUCCAGCACGAGAUUUGGCUCCCAGAAUAUUUUCCGCGAUUGCUUUACAUGAUGCAUCGGAUGUUUUUCGAACAAAUUAUUUUUGGGUACCAGUUGCUGGUUGUCAUGUUGGCGCUAUUAUUGGAUGUUGGCUUUACAAAUUAACCAUUGAAAAUCAUUGGCCCGAUGAACAUUCAUCAUCAUAUGAUUUUAAUGAUUCUGAUGGACCAAUCGAAAUGAAUAGUAACAGUAAUUGCACUGUACGUGUUACACGCGAAAAUUAAAUUGAAUUGAAAACAUUUUGACAUACAGAAAAAAAUCAAUAAUA
Molecule: messenger RNA, 1012 nt
Organism: Dermatophagoides pteronyssinus (European house dust mite)
Lineage: Eukaryota; Metazoa; Arthropoda; Arachnida; Sarcoptiformes; Pyroglyphidae
Product: aquaporin-9-like
Biological process (GO): glycerol transmembrane transport; water transport
Cellular component (GO): plasma membrane; basolateral plasma membrane
Molecular function (GO): water channel activity; glycerol channel activity
Source: RefSeq, a predicted model, not a curated record